Eufriesea mexicana is the source of this 4686-nucleotide messenger RNA. Its product is annotated as AF4/FMR2 family member 4. The record is from RefSeq and is a predicted model, not a curated record. The transcript has a single exon. The coding region runs from base 248 to 3085 and encodes 945 amino acids. Lineage: Eukaryota; Metazoa; Arthropoda; Insecta; Hymenoptera; Apidae.
CCGCAGUCGUGGCUGGUGGUGGGGAUGAAAAUUAGUUACGGCAUCUACCAAGACCUAAAAGGAACUCCGUGCGCGGCGCGGCCAGGCCACUUCGUGCAAUGUUACGCGUUAAGGUACCCCCGUGCGUCGUUGGCAGUGCCCGGUUUCGAAGCUCAUCGUCGUCAUCGUCGCCGUCGUUCUCGUUCUCGCGUUCGACGUGACGAUCAUCGUCACGCUGCGAAAGAGUUCGGUGCGUGAAAUACGCGUUAUGGCUCAUGGCGUAAGCGAGGUGCUCGGUGAGGGAAGCACGGUGAAAAUGGUGCAUCAGAAACAGCAACAACAGCAAUCGGUGCAUCAGCAGCAGCAGCAACAGCAACAGCAACAACAACAACAACAACAACAACAGAACCCGAGGAAAUCGGUCGGUGUGAUGGGAAGCAGACGGAUAUUCGCGCCGGCCUUCAAGCUCAAGGUUCUCGAUUCGUACAGAAACGACAUCGACUGUCGUGGAAAUCAGCGAGCCACCGCGAGGAAGUACGGAAUUCAUCGACGUCAGAUACAAAAGUGGUUACAGUGCGAGGAUAAUUUGAGAAACAGUUGUGCCGAGACUGGAAAUACCGGAGUGGUCUCAACAACGGUGAUCUCUCCCGUGGGUGUUUCCAAGCCGGACGGUACCGUGACGGAAGCCACGGGGCCUGCCGUGACUCCAGCAGCGCCGGCCUUGAACCUCAGCCUCGCCAGACUGCACGGCGACGAGCUGGCUACACAGCAAGGGCCCCCACCUCUUCUUUCUCAUCCUCCUCAUGGUGGUUCACCCUCUUCGCCCCAAUAUGCUUCUCAAUCCGGAACGGCGCCGGUUUUGUCCGUUCGUCUGGGAUAUCAAGAAUAUUCUGUCAAUUCGGAGCAACAUCACGUCCAUCGUCGAGAAGCGGCGGAGGAUCGAGUACAGGUAACGGUGGACGUUCACGGUUACUCGGAGACACGCGCGGAUCAGGAACCUAAUUACUACGUUCUAAAUUCGGACGGGCAACGAGAACUCGAGAACUUUGACGGUCGAAACGAGGCGAAGGUGUACCAGACCCUGACAGCGUAUCGAGUGCCCGUUCAUCAUCAGGAACAUCGGUACGGUAACGAGAGCGAGAUCGCGGUGGCAACGUCGUCGAUGCAUCGGCAUCGUUCCUCGCCGCCGUCCGGUCAUCGUCGAUCUCAGCAAAAUUACGGGGACGUGGACUCGUCGAUGGACGGGAAAUCAUCGUACGGAUUGCUGCUAGCGCCGUCGAUGAUAAAGACGGAACGUGCGAGCCCAGACUCGGCGGCGACGCCAGGGCCGUGCGAGUCCACGGGUUCCCCCGGUGUCUCGAGGGUCCCACUCUCUCCGGUCUCGCAUCCAGCCAACGGCACCGGUUCCAACUCUAGCAGCUCCAGCUCCAGCUCCACCACGUCCGUUCACUUCGAUUCCCCACGGUCCUCCGCGAGUCCGUGCUUGCACGUGCACGUGCACGAACACGCACACGCACACGCACACGCGUCACCAACGCCGGAUUCCGAGAAGCCGAUCCCGUCCCUGCACCGAUCGCAGCAGAGAGAGUCGAAGGAAACGAACACGGCUCGUAUCGGAGAGAAGGGAACGGCGGAGGACCUCGCGGAGGAGGCAGAAAUCGGUAGGGCGGUGGUCAAGGAGGAAAUCCAGCAAGAGGAGGACAUAGCUAGCGCGGAGGAGGGAAGAGAUGCUGUCGUUGCAUCCUCGUACGUCGAUUAUCAGCGACCACCUGCUGCUACCUCGACACUGGCCGAUUCGUGUCCGGUAAGCCCGGUGCACGAUCGCGAGGGGGGAUACUCCUUGCCCUCGAGCCCUCGAGGUCCGACCAGCUCCGGUAGAUCGAGCACCAGUUGCUCCGACAGCGAAAUGGAUCCUCUCGAUUGCUCGUCCGGUAGUCACAAUUCCUCCAACGAUCUCGCCCGUCGCCGAUCUUUCUCUCUGCGGUUCAAGCUGGACGUUCUCGACGCUUUCCAUCGGGACGUCGGCGUGGCGGGCAAUCAACGCGCCACUGCCAGGAAAUUCGGCAUAAAUCGGCGACAGGUACAAAAAUGGCUGGGUCAAGAGACGGAGUUGCGCGGCGAGAUCGCUCUUCGUGGAAAUUCUAGGCAACGACUCGGGCCCAUCCAGGAUGCCACUUCCGGUGACUCACCGGUAGAUCUGAGGACGUCGAACUACGUUUCCAGCUUAUCUCAGGAUCGAAUCGAAGCCGAGUACGAACGAUCGCCUCCGCCUCUUUACUGUUGCGACGUUGGUUCCUCCUCUUCGCAGCAUCUUCCAUACUACCAGCAUCCCGCCGCGGUCGAUGUAUCUUCCGAGAGCGAGCCCGUUGUUUCUUGCAAUCUCUCCUGCUGUAUGGAAGGCCACGCCGUGACACCGGUCGCUUCGUGCUACCAGGAAGCCUCCUUAAGAGGAUCUUGCUACUCCGACUCGCAGACCAGGUACUGUUAUUCCCCUCGAGAAUAUUCCUCGGAGAUCACCUCGGUUCCCGAGCCCUCGGAAGAACUGUCCUCGCCGUUGAAGAGGCAGCACUGUGCCCUUUCCUGCUGCUACGAGAUGCUUCCGUCGUCGUCGCCGAAAAGGCUCUGCCUGGAAGCCGAGGAUCCCACCAGGACCAAUUCCUGCCAAGAAGUGCCUCCUCAGGAAACGCCGCUCUGUCUGGUGAAGCCAAAGAGGCUCGUCGACGCCUCUCCGUCGAGGACGGAGCCGGUCACGAGCACCGUGCCGACGCCGCCGGCGUCCACCGCGCCUCCGCCUCCGGGACCAACGUUGAAGAAGGACGCCAUCCUGUUCAAGCCCUAUUUGGACAAUCCCGUGAGCAAACCCGCCAAGGAGAACUCGAUCCAGAGGGGUUUGUCGCCCGUCAGUAGUCAGAGUAUCAUCAUCAACAACAACAAUAACUGCCAAAAUAUCUGUAAUCUGAACGAAGGCAGCAGGGGCCACGAUUACGCGCUCGAGCUUAGCUUGAGAUUGCCGGUAUCCUGGAGGACUCAUCCGGGUCCGUACACCGAGUUCCCGCAGGUCAGGAGUGCGUUCGUUAGAUAUCCAGCGAGUCCUCAUUAUACUUAAUUGGAAAACUCGUUCGAUCCUCGAUUCCGCGAAACGGAGGCAUCGGUACGUUUCGUCGUCGCGCCAUACUGCACGGUAAUCGACUCGUCCGAAUUAGCGCGACGCAGCACGAUAUUCGCCGAUUAAACGAAAUGGCCGAUAACCGCCAGUCCGCGAUAUUCGAUUCGGCAAAACUCGAAACCCGUUGAGGUAUCAUCAACGUUCUGUUCGCGCUGGAGGAGAAAAAGUUUCGUACGCGUUCGUGGGACAGCGAAGAUCGCCCGGGAAGGAUUUACCCGUGCAGGAUCGAUCGGUACGUGAUCUACGACACGUCGCGCGCCACGUAAGCGUUUAUCGUUUCCUCGAUCGCCGGUGUCGCGUUAUACAUCACGAUAAAGUCUUAAUCGACCAUUGGCCGAGCCGGGAUGUGGAAGGAGAUUAUACGCGGUCGCGUCUUCGGUCGGCAUCUUCCAACUUCUUCAGAUCUGCUCUGUCCCUCCCGCGCCCUCCAAGGUUUCCUAGCUCCUUCGCCCCCCUCUCCUGCCUCCUUCUCCGCCGCCGCCCCCACCCUUCUCCCGCACCUCGCGUGAAAAUUCAGAGAUACGCGCGGAGAACUUUUUUCUCUCUUGUCCGUGCUUUAUCGGCGAGAUUAGCCCGUUGGUCGGCUAUCGGCUAGGCCGUUUAGAGGUCGAGUGUGCGAUCGCUAUAAUUACGGAAUUAUGUCAGUCUCUGAACGAUACCGAUCACGAGGAAAAGCCGGUGUGGUUUGCCUAGCGCGCCGCCGCACCGUUGCGUAACGACGCGGCGACACCGCCAUUAUUUUUCAGCCAAUCGCUCUCGCGGAAGACCCUCGAUCGAUUCGAGAUCGACCAUGGGAGACGGACACUGUUGUUUCCUUGCCCGUUCUCUCACGAUUCGACGACGGUCCCGUCGGUCGCCACACCGUGCAUCUUCGUGUUUCGCGUCCGAUCGAGGAUCGAUCUCUAGAUAUCGUUUAAUUGCUCAAAGAAUUUCUUCCAUACCCGCGCACUCGUGCGCCACGCACGCUGCGCAAGUAUUACGACAGGGUUUCGUCUCCGUUUUUCCCCUCUUUUCUCUCCCCGACUCUCUCCCCUCUAGCGACCGGCGCGCGAUUUUCCCGCGGGCUCUCUCGUCUCCUUCCUUCUCCGUCGAUUACUUGUAAAUAUAUGUAAAUACGGCAACGCAGCGGGAGGAUCGGGCCGACGGGGCACGAAUUUUUCACCGAUCCACGCCGACGAAUCGCGCGCGUCCUCGCGCGCGGCGCGGUCCGAACCCCGCGCUCGCGGCCGCCCCAUUCGUGGCUAUUUUUGUAUCGAGUUCGCGAUCUCGAGGGAGAAGGAAAGGGACGAAAGGUCGAAGGAGGACUUCGCGAGAAAUUUGUCGUAACCGUUUCCGUUCGAGGCCGCCAUCCGUGCCUUUCUUCUCGCUGAUCCUAAAGCGAACGCGUAAUCCGAUUUAGAACGAACUUACACGUAGAUUAUUAGUCGUAAAUAUAUAUAUAUAUAUAUACAUAUAUAUAUAGAGCUAUAUUUUGUACAAAUUUGUGUCUCGACUCCGUUGUGGAAACCGACGAGACGAAGAAAGACGGGAGGGGAAAUUGG